CUCUUGUGAAUUAAAGAAGAGGAAGAAGCCAGAAUCAAGUUUCGUGCCUAAAAUCCAACCCCAUCGGAAUCCCGAAGCGUAUUUGGGAUUUGAACAAUAGGGAAACUCACACAAUCAACAUCAAUUAGAGGAGGAAGCCAUAUGGAGAUUAGGAAAACUCAAGUGGCCAUGCCGGUUUUGUUGGCGAUAAUGACUCUAAUGGCGAGUCAAGUGGUCUUGGCCGGUAAAUACUCAGGCUCAAAGGCCCUUCAUGACCGGCAUAUGGCGGAAAUGCAAGCUCUUAAAGCUUCAUUGGUUCGCCGAAAUCUACCGGCUUUGGUAUCUCCUCCUCCUACUCCUCCUCAGGCAGUACCUGGUCCACGCGUGUAUCAAGUGAUAUCAUAUGGUGCCGAUCCCACAGGGAAAGUGGAUAGCACGAAUGCGAUAUUGAAAGCUAUGGAAGAGGCAUUCGAAGGUCCAAAUCAAGGAGUUUUAAUGGAAGGUAUAAAUGAUCUUGGAGGAGCCAGAAUCGAUCUUGAAGGUGGAAGCUACUUAAUCAGCCGUCCUCUUCGGUUUCCCUCAGCCGGCGCCGGAAAUCUCCUCAUCAGCGGAGGAACAUUAAAGGCGUCAGAUGAUUUUCCAGUCGAUAAGUACUUAAUCGAACUCAACGACGAAUCGUCAAAACUACAAUACAUAUUCGAAUACAUAACUUUCAGAGAUCUUCUCAUCGACUGCAACUACCGCGGCGGAGCAAUCGCCGUCAUAAAUUCUCUCCGGACAAGCAUAGACAACUGUUACAUCACACGGUUCGGAAACACGAACGGGAUUCUUGUCCAAAAAGGACACGAGACUUAUAUUCGAAACUCCUUUCUUGGUCAACACAUAACCGCCGGUGGAGACAAAGGAGAGAGAAACUUUUCCGGCACCGCCGUGAAUCUUAUCGGUAACGAUAACGCCGUCACGGACACCGUUAUAUUCUCCGCGGAGAUUGGGGUCAUGAUCUCAGGACAGGCAAACUUAUUGUCUGGUGUGCAUUGUUAUAACAAGGCAACCGGUUUUGGAGGAACCGGGAUUUAUUUGAAAUUACCCGGUUUAACUCAGAACCGAAUUGUGAAUUCGUACUUGGAUUAUACCGGUAUCGUCGCGGAAGACCCGGUUCAGCUACAAAUUUCAGGGACGUUUUUCUUGGGAGAUGCGUUUAUUUUGUUGAAAUCGAUAGCCGGUGUGGUUCGAGGGGUUAAUAUUGUCGACAAUAUGUUUUCCGGGUCGGGUAAUGGGAUCCAGAUUGUUCAAUUGGAUCAGACCAAUAAGGCGUUUGGGGACGUUGACCAGGUGGUUGUUGACCGGAACAGUGUGAACGGAAUGGCAACGAGAUCGACGGUGGCAAAAGGAUCGGUCGAUGGAAAUGGGACGUCUUGGACCGUCGAUUUUAACCCGGUUUUGUUGUUUCCGAAUUUAAUUAAGCACGUGCAGUACACACUCGUAGCGCGUGAGGCUAAUGCGUUUCCUGCUCACGCGUUAAGGAACGUUUCGGACAAUCGAGUGGUCGUUGAGACAAACGCUCCUGUUACUGCAAAAGUUUAUGUAACAGCGGAACAGUGAGUUUGAGCGUCGUGUUUUUGCCGGAAUAAGGGUAUUAAUAACUAUAAAAUUAAAUUGGUGGUUUUUGAUAUUUGUAAUUUUUGUUCUUCCUAU
This is a messenger RNA of Eutrema salsugineum, 1674 nucleotides long. Its product is annotated as polygalacturonase QRT3. Lineage: Eukaryota; Viridiplantae; Streptophyta; Magnoliopsida; Brassicales; Brassicaceae. The transcript is spliced from 5 exons. The record is from RefSeq and is a predicted model, not a curated record. Gene Ontology annotation, molecular function: polygalacturonase activity. Bases 142 to 1581 code for a protein of 479 amino acids.